UCCUCCCUCCCCCAACAUGGCGCCAGCUCACACAGCUGCGCUGCCUCCUCCACGGGCGACGCAGGGAAAGAAAGGCACGGGGCGCGAGGAGGGAGCGGCGCUCAGCGUGUUUUAAGCGCCCGCCGCGACGCGAGACCUUUCGCAUUUCGAACGCACGUCACGCGUCCGGCCGUGCGCGGCGGAGCCCACCUGUCUCGAGGGCGCGAGCGGCGGAGGUAGAUCCCCGCCGUUCGUGCGAUGCGACACGCCUGACGGUCCGCCGCCGCCGAAACGACGGAGCCGCGCCGCCGCUCAGCGAGACCCGGAGAACCCGGAGAACCCGAGGCGACGGACGGCGCCUCGUCGGACCUCGCCUCCGCCGAAGAUGCGCAGUCGGCCGGGAAGAAGUGGCGCAAAGGCCGGGGAGUAGCGCGUCUGUGCGGGUGAGGAAAACGACCGUUUCAGCCCGCUCGUCGAGGAUGGACGGGGGACACUUCGCGCUGUCGGCGGCGGCGGCGGACGGAGACCGGGAGAAGCUGCCGCCAAUCAACGCCGCCUCCCCCGCGCCGGGUCUGGGUCGAGGAGCAAAGCCGGCGUUCCCGUCCCUGGGCACCUUCAUCUCCACGCUGGGCCAGAGGAGGGAGGCCGGCUGGCGGGGUCUGACGGGUGGCAUAGCUGGUCCUCUGCCUGGCAGCCCGGGGGGGAGACACGUGAGGGAGCUUCCACCUAUCUCCAGUGACGUUCGUCAGAAGCAGAGAGUCUCCAUUGAUACGCUGCCCCCGGAGGUCAGGGCCCCGUUCCCCUCGGAUCCCAUCAUCCCCCUUCGCACCAAAACCACCAAGGAGUUCCAGGAGGAUGUGGAGCAUGCUGUGCAGUCUGGUGACUGGAGGGAGGUCAGGGAGUUUUACUUGACCACCUUCGACUCCUUCAUAGAGAUUAAUGCAGCCUUCAAGAGGGAGGCGAAUGGACUUUAUAACACCAUAGACGACUCAGGGGUCAAUGCCAAGUUUGUCAACGCUGUUUAUGAUGCCCUUCUCGGCACACCUCAGGACAUCCAGAAGUCCGUAUUGAAGGGGAUUAUCAACAGUCUGCUCAGGGAGUGGAAAGGGCCUCGAACCAAAGAUGACCUUAGAGCCUAUUUCGUCCUGGUUCAGAACCCCCAGUACUCCAGCACCAGUACCUAUGUUAUCUACGCCCACCUCCUGCGACAGAUAGCAGCCCUCUCCGAGGCCGACCACCACUUCCUGGUCCACUGGCUCAAAAAACUCUCGGCACGGCGGUUUAAACAGUUGGUAGAGCGCCUCCUGCAGUUCAUCUCCACUCGUCUUUUCCCUGCUGAGCCGGACGACCUUCCUCCUCUAGCCAAGUGCUCCUGGUGGAUUCCCUCUGCAACCAAAGUCCUGGGCCUCUUCAAUGCGGCUAACAGUGUCUCCUCUCCGCCCAUCAUGCCUUUCACUGACUUCUACAACAUCACACUGGAGCACAUAGACUACAUGGAACAGUACAGGAUCUGGCAGAGCCACGGCAACUCGAACAAGUUUUCCUUCUGCCAGUUUCCUUUUAUACUCUCCUCUGUGGUGAAGAAGGCCAUAAUCCAGAGAGACUCUGAACAACAGAUGAUCAGUGAGGCCCGGCAAAGCCUGGUGAGUAAGGUCUCUCGCAGACAGAGAGUGGACAUGAACCUUCUGUUCCUUAACAUCAAAGUACGACGAGCACAACUCCUCAGUGACUCUUUGGAUGAGCUCACGAGGAAGCGGUGUGACCUAAAGAAAAAGCUGAAGGUGACGUUUGUCGGGGAAGCGGGGCUUGAUAUGGGGGGGCUGACCAAGGAAUGGUUUCUACUGCUGGUCAGACAGAUUUUUCACACAGACUAUGGUAUGUUUACCUACUUGAAGGACUCAGGCUGCCAUUGGUUCAGCAGCUGGAAAUGUGACAACUAUUCUGAGUUCCAGUUGGUUGGGACUCUGAUGGGCCUGGCUGUCUACAACAGCAUCGCUCUUGAUAUCCACUUCCCACUCUACUGCUACAGGAAGCUUCUGACCCCGCCCACUGUGCCAUGUGACCAGAACACCCCUGUUGGCAUGGCAAAUGCUACCCUCGAGGACCUGCAUCAGAUAAUGCCGGAUCUAGCUCAUGGUUUUGGAGAGUUGCUAAGCUACGAGGGAAACGUAGAGGAAGAUAUCUACCUCACUUUCCAGGUAUCCCAGGAAGAGAUGGGCGUGGUGAGGUCUUACAAUCUGAAGCCUGGAGGAGACAAGAUACCUGUGACCAAGCAUAACAGGAAGGAGUACGUCCAGCUCUACAUAGACUUUCUGCUGAACAAGUCUAUCUGUAAACAGUUUGCUGCCUUCUACCAUGGCUUUCACAGCGUGUGUGCUUCUGACGCACUCAUGUUGCUUCGACCAGAGGAGGUGGAGAUGUUGGUGUGUGGCAACCCAGAGCUGGACAUGAGUGCUUUACAAAGGGAGGCUCAGUACGAAGGCUACAGACAGACUGACACCACUGUGCGUUGUUUCUGGGACGUGGUGCUGGCCUUCCCUUUGGAGCUUCAGAAAAGGCUCCUUCACUUUGCGACAGGAAGUGACCGUGUCCCAGUGGGAGGGAUGGCCGACCUCAACUUCAAAAUCACCAAAAUAGACGUCCCAACUGACUGGUUGCCCGUCUCUCACACCUGUUUCAAUCAGAUCUGCCUGCCUCCAUACCGAAACAGGAAGGAACUCAAACACAAGCUCACCAUCGCCAUCUCCAAUGCCGAGGGCUUCGGCCUUGAGUGACAAGAACACAUGACAAGAUCUCACACACACACACACACACACACACACACACACACAUUGACCCCCCCCAACACACACACAUGGACAAACACGCCCAAAAAUACACACCCCAUAUGUACACACAGGCAGACACAUGCAUACUGUAUGCACACACACACAACCACAUACACACACAUUUAGGAACACACACACAAAGACCCCACACACAUUCUGUACAUAUGAACACACAUACACACUCGAAAACACUCAGGUAUACAAAUGCACACUCAGGCACUGCACUCACACAAACAUAUAACUUACACACUGCACACUUGGACAUGCACGCAACAGUACACACACACCCCUAGCACCUCACACACACACACACACACAC
This is a messenger RNA of Lampris incognitus (smalleye Pacific opah), 3126 nucleotides long. It is a transcript of the gene hectd2, whose product is annotated as HECT domain containing 2. The transcript is spliced from 22 exons. The coding region runs from base 459 to 2753 and encodes 764 amino acids. NCBI's taxonomy places the organism in Eukaryota, Metazoa, Chordata, Actinopteri, Lampriformes, Lampridae. Gene Ontology annotation, molecular function: ubiquitin protein ligase activity. The record is from RefSeq and is a predicted model, not a curated record. Gene Ontology annotation, biological process: protein polyubiquitination.